GGUGUCCAGCUCCUGCGCCUUGGAUCACGUGGCGGAGACUGGCUCACUCACACACACACACACACGCACGUACACAAGGUAGUUUCGUGUCGUAAGUGCUUCUCUUUUGUUUGUAGCGUUCUACAUAUUUACUGCUGAGUCUUCUCUUCUUAUUCGCCAACAUUUGUUCAGUGAAACGUUGUCUGGAUGUUCAUUCCAUUCAUUUUUGUUUAUACAUUUUGCUGAACAGUCCUCCGUCACCGCCUUGGCGUCAAGCUGUUGUUGGUUUUUCUAUUUAUUUUUCCUCCUCUUUCCCCCCAAACGGUCUCUUUUACGAGCCUCUACCUCACCAUGUUCUACACCUACGCGGAUAAGCAAGGCGAAAGCCUCUUUGGCAGCUGGCAGCUCCGACAGGUCGCCUUCGACACCAUGCGACGCUACCUGUAUUACUCCGAGCCUACCCGAGAUGCAUUUCCCCUCACGCACAACAACGCGAGCUCGAGCGUCACUGCCAGCGCAGCAGACAACGGCAUCAACACACCCACAGCAGCGGCAGCAGCGUCGUCGCAGCCUUCGAGUACGACGGAGCGAGAGAGCGAAGCAGCAGCAGCUGCUGCUGCGGCGGAAGCGGCCACUGACCCUAACAGUUUCCCGUCGAAACUGGUGUGGAAGCGGAAGAUGAAAGUGACGGCGGUGGUGCCGGUCGCUACUCGCGCCAGCUUUGUGCAACGUACGGCGAAUGAGCGAGACUUGUAUCAGCUGGAGAUAAAAGGCGAGUCGCGCCCGCUUGCCACGGGCGAGUACCCCUCUGCCGGACCGCUUCUUUGUCCCUCCGCGGGGCUCUCCAGGCUGGAACGGGCGCGGUGCAACGCCAAUAACGCUGCCUACAUCCGCGACCCCUUCUUCCUGAAAGAGUUGUUCGACGCCUUGCGAGAUCAAUUUGAGGAGAUGACGAAGGCAAAGGUGUGUGCUGCUGCGGAGAGCGGAGCGAGCGACGGAGGCAACGCGGAGCCGGUCGAUUUCGGAGUACAAACGUUGGUCAGCCCACGAAGACAGAAGACCGUGGCCGGAGUGGAUGCGGCGACGGUGUCGGUGCGUGUGGUGCUCCGCUGCCGCGACGAGCGUGAGUUUCGCCGGCUCUGGUACGUCUUGCAAACCGUUCUGGGCUACGACAAGCUGAUUGUCCGCCCCUAUCGUGGGCUGCCCCCGUAUGACCCACGUAACGGUGUUGCCUUCGCGCACAUUCCCAUGGCGGUGUGGCAUACCUUUAAAGCGCUGGACAAGGCCGUCUUCUACACCUUCAUGCGGGGUAACUUCUACGCACUGGAGAGCACGGGGGAUGCAGUCACGGCGGCAGUGCCGAAGCUGAAACGAGUGCUGGAGGGCGCCUACCUCUGCAUCACCCACGACUCCGUUCUGUGCAUGCGGGAGUCGGGAAGCAUCCCCCGCUGGCUGCGGCUGGCCGAGGUGCAGGACUUCCACUGGGACGUCGUGUCGAGGGACAACCGAGUCAACACGGCGACGCCGUUCUGCGCCUUCCUGUCCGACGCACCGAUUCCCGAUCUCUUCUUCGAACCCACGGCGCCGGCGUACGGGGCGGAUGCGAUCGCCUCCUACGACCCCCUCGUCGAUGUGCGCCGCGUUGCGAGUGUGAUCCACGACACGUGCUUUGCCUCCUACAACACACGCCGCGUCAUCCGCAUCAAGGAGGUGCCGGAUGCGUCCAUCGAGGCCUACGUCGGUCGCAUGGUGCGGGAGGGCACUCGCCUGCCCGGCCUGCAGACCGGCAGCGGCCACAACAGCACCCUCAGCUGCCCGCUUCCGAAGGAGCAGCUGGCCGUGGUGUGGCAGCAGGUGCAGUCGGAGCUGCUGGAGCGGGGCAACAUGGCGAACAGAGCCGCCAUCCCGAUUUACCGCACCAACGCCCGCGAUGUGGAGCUGUCGGAGGAUCAGCUCUCCACCGUGGAGCGCGAGCUGGAGGAGGAGCGGGAGCGGCGCGACGAAGUCGUCGGGAUGCCGCUGGAGCGCGCACGGCAACUCGAGCGGCGUCGCCGGGCUGUGGUGGAGAACGCAAAUGCGCACCGCACCCGGCCGCGACACCGUGACGUGGUCAGUGGUAGCGGUGGCGGCGGUGGACUGCGUGCCGCCGCCACUGUCCCUGUGCAGACGUCCAACAAUGGGUCCAGCAACCCUGCCAGCGGGGCAGCAACCACCCCUACCACCACCAACACCACCACCAUCACACAGGUCAUGCCCUUGACGAUGGAACUCUUGCAGACGCCACAGCUGCAGGGGCAGUUCGCGACCACCGUCACCCGGCUUGCACACCAAGGCGGCGACCCCAGCGGCAGCGGUAGCAAAAGUGAGCGAAGCAGCCAGACGGAGUCCACCGCGGUGGGGAGCGACUACUCGAGCUACGUCGUGCCCGGUGCGCGAUACCUGACGCAGGAGGAGUGGCAGAGCGGCGGUUACGCAUCGCCUGUCUCGUCUGUGCCUGCGGUGCACGACACACCAACGACGGCCGCGGGUGCUGCUCCUACACUUUCUGUGACAAUGUCCACAGCGCCAGCCGCAUCGAGUAGGAAUGCGGUGACGACUCCUACCACGGGGCGUGCACAAGCUGGCGCGCCACAUCGCAAUAGCAAUACUUCCGGCUUUGUGGAGGAGAUGAGCAGCGGUGGAGACUUCGAGAGGACGACUAACGCGCCGGAGGGAGGCGCAGCACGGCACCGCUACGCAGAGGAGCGCACCAUCAACGAGAUCGUGAACCGCAGUAUGGCAGCCCUCGACGGCAGCCGCGCUGACCUCGAUCAAAUGGAUCGGAAGAAGGAGGGAAGGGGCAGUCGCGAGAAACCAACUCCUUCGUGA
Molecule: messenger RNA, 2847 nt
Organism: Leptomonas pyrrhocoris
Lineage: Eukaryota; Euglenozoa; Kinetoplastea; Trypanosomatida; Trypanosomatidae
Exons: 1
Coding region: 331-2847 (838 amino acids)
Source: RefSeq, a predicted model, not a curated record